ACCAUACUCAUCUCUAAUUCUUAAAAUCUGUCUCUGUUCCGUCCCAUUCGUUCUUUAUUCAUCGUAUUUUGCGAAAUGGAGACGAACUUGUGGGAGUGGGACCACUGGGUCGAAGCAGCACUCUCAAAGCUUCAAACUUAAAAAGUGCUUCGCUCUCUAAGGCCCAUUUACGUCUCCUCCAAUGAACUACAGAAAGAACAAUCUCCACCCGUCGAAGAACGUGACGAUGAUUACGAGGUGUUCCAUGAAAUGCAACUCUGGGAUCGAUCUGCCGUUGAAAUAUCAAUAUCUGACUCCACCUUUCACAGAUGGUUCCAUGACAUUCCUAGUUCUGCUUGUCUAGUAUGGAUGGAGACUUUGCACCAAUGGUUGAACUCGUGAAGCUUCGCAAGAAGUAUGGUUUUUUGUUAGUCUUAGAUGAUGCUCAUGGAACAUUUGUCUGUGGCAAAAGUGGUGGGGAAGUGGCUGAGGAAUUCAAUUGCGAAAGAGAUAUAGACAUAUGCAUUGGCACUCUGAGUAAGGCGGCAGGUUGUCAUGGUGGUUUCAUAGCAUGCAGCAAAAGGUGGAAGCAGUUCAUACAAUCUAGGGGUCAUUCUUUUAUAUUUUCAACUUCUGCAUCAAUUCCCAUUGCUGCUGCAGCACAUGGAAACAUGGCAUAGAAGGGCUAUUUGGAACCAGG
Molecule: messenger RNA, 679 nt
Organism: Pistacia vera
Lineage: Eukaryota; Viridiplantae; Streptophyta; Magnoliopsida; Sapindales; Anacardiaceae
Product: 8-amino-7-oxononanoate synthase-like
Exons: 5
Coding region: 345-659 (104 amino acids)
Biological process (GO): biosynthetic process
Molecular function (GO): pyridoxal phosphate binding
Source: RefSeq, a predicted model, not a curated record